Anneissia japonica is the source of this 3935-nucleotide messenger RNA. RefSeq names its product L-gulonolactone oxidase-like. The transcript is spliced from 11 exons. Lineage: Eukaryota; Metazoa; Echinodermata; Crinoidea; Comatulida; Comatulidae. The record is from RefSeq and is a predicted model, not a curated record. Gene Ontology annotation, molecular function: FAD binding; D-arabinono-1,4-lactone oxidase activity. Gene Ontology annotation, cellular component: membrane. Bases 116 to 1459 code for a protein of 447 amino acids.
CUAUCUUGUAUUUCUAGUAUCUUUGAUACGAGGUAGCCGACUCCCGUCCGUCAGACCACACUGCAUCGUCGUACGUUUGUGAAUUGUGGUGUGUGAUUGUGGCGUGUGUGUAAUAAUGAAAGAAGGAGUUCCUGACAUCACCUUUCAAAAUUGGGCCAAGACGUUCUCAUGUCAGCCUGAAUUGUACUUUCAACCCACAUGUAUCGAUGAAAUAAAGCUGAUUUUGGAGAAAGCCAAAGAGAAUGAUAAGAAGAUUAGAGUAUCAGGAAAAGGUCAUUCACCUUCAGACAUUGUGUGCACCACUGACUAUAUAUUGAACCUUGACCUCUUUGAUAAUGUUUUGGAAGUUGAUGAAGAAAACUGUAGAAUCAAAUUUGAAGCUGGCAUGACAGUUAAGAAACUAAAUCAAGAGAUCUUACCAAAGUAUAACAUGGCUUUAACAAUACAAGGUUCCGCAUCUGAUAUAACUGUAGCAGGAAGCAUAUCAACAGGUACCCACGGAACUGGAAAAAACAUCGGUAUCAUGUCCACAUAUAUAGCAGAGCUAGAAUUUUUAACUGCAGAUGGUAAAAUGAUGAAGUGUUCCAGAGAAGAGAAUAAAGAGCUUUUUCUAGCAGCCCUGUGUGGUCUAGGCUGUUUAGGAAUCAUUACAUCUAUUACACUCCAAUGUGAACCACACUUUAAACUUCAUCAGAAACAGCUGUCUUGUACUUUAGAUGAGAUGUUGGAGAAUCUAGAUGGCCACAUUUGCAAAAGUGAAUACUUCCGAUUCUGUUACUUCCCCCAUACAGAUGGCGUGGUCUAUUGGGAGGUUGACAAGACGACGUGUCCAAUGAAGAGCAGUGCAAACUGGUUUUGGGAUUAUGCUAUUGGUUACCACCUUUUACAAUUCCUUUAUUGGAUCAGUACAUUUUUUCCAAGCCUGGUCCCUAUCAUCAACGUGAUCUAUUACAGGUUUUUACACUCCAGUUAUCGUGAGGAUAUUGAUGAUUAUUACAAGAUAUUUGAUUUUGAGUGUCUCUUUGUACAAUAUGUAACUGACUGGGCAAUACCAAGAGAGAAUGCUGCAAAAGCUUUACGAGAUCUAGUUUCAUGGUUGGAGGCCAAUCCAGACACCCCAGCACAUUUUCCAGUCGAGGUUCGAUUUACCAAAGCAGAUGACAUUUUUCUAAGCCCAUGUUAUGGACGAGAUUCUUGUUAUAUCAACAUCCUCAAGUACAGACCUUAUGGAAAGUAUGUUGAAAUUGAAAAGUACUGGACAGCAUAUGAAACAAUUAUGUUAAAAUAUGAUGGUAGACCACACUGGGCUAAGGCACACAAAUUAACUUAUAAAGGACUACAAAACAUGUACCCAGAGUUUCAGAGGUUUUGUGAGAUUCGUGAGAAGUUGGAUCCAGAUGGAAGAUUUAUGAACAACUACAUGCAGAGGGUCUUUGUUCCAAAGAGCAAAAGUGAUUGAUGCCAGACUGAAUCGCAGUAUGAAGUCAGAUAUUUUAGCUAUGUCUUAUAUUAUCUGACAAUGUUGUAUGUUAAUGAAAAUGUCUUCAUUUUUUACCAUUAAGCUAGGCACUCGCUGCGUCUGAUGGCCGUCAGCUGAUGCAAUUAUAUGGAGAAUAUAUGCCAUGAUACACGCAACAGAUCGCGACUACCACUGACAAUCAGCAGAUGACGUCACGUCGUCUAGCGCUUGCAGAAGUGAAGUUGGAUCCAUCGACCAAUAGUUGUACGACGAAAGUGCCCUGCUUUACACAUGAUUGUUUUGAGUUUGUCACUUUAAGUAUCAUUUAAUUUAAUACAAAUAUCUCUUCAGAGAUCUUUCAAAUUCUUAAGGUAAAGGUGUAUCAUGUAGAUCUUUGUUAUCAUAGUGAGAACUAUGGCUGUUACACGCAUAUGAAAGUGCAGGAAAAUAAUUGCCUUUCAUUGGAUUUGAAUUCUCAGUGGCUGAUUUGGUUGUGUAUAAAGCAGGAGGCUUAGGGUUUGAUAGGACAUUAUUUUGUUAACUCCAGCAGAUCUCUUUCAAGGACAAUCUGUAUAUACAAUGAUAUAGUAAUAUAAAAUUAAACAAUAAAAAAAAUAAGGAUCCUAAUUCACCAAGUUCCAAUAUUUAUUUUGUUCACUUACUACUGUAUUGUAGCAAAAGUUUGAUUUUGUACUUUCUUAAAGGGAUUUUAAUAUUUUAUUGGUAUCCGCCACAGUUAUUCCUUUUAUAAUUUUUUUUUUGUGGGUAAUUUUUUUUUUUUCAUGUUUUUUGACCAUGUAUGCGUAAGCCAAAAUAUGCUUGAAUAACAUUAGUAAAUAAUGAGAGAGCAGCUUAGCUCAGUCGGCUAAUCUGGUGGUAGCCACUGUGUGCGCUGAACCGUGGAGAUCUCUAGGUCCCCGGUUCAAUUCCCAUCACUGCCUCUCCUUGUGUUUCAGCUAGAGGGCUGAAAUACAAGUUACAAUAGUGCACCGUCUUUCGGAUGAGACGUUUAAGCUGUUGGUCCCGUGUGCAUCUAUGGCCCUUGUGAACGAUAAAGAACGCAGUACACUCUUCGGAAAAGAGUAGGGGAUUGUCUCCUGGUGUACUGUCCAAUCACCACCAGAAGGACCCCGCUGGAAAUAAGUCUUCUUCUAGACUUUCGUGGGCUAUCCUUGGUGUUUACACUGAAUAAAUCCAAUCCAAUUCAAACUUAAUGACAGUAUUUGUUUAAGUAAGAUCAUAACAAUCAAGAGUUUUAAUAUAAAUUGAGAUUGGUUAUAUACAUUGGCAAUAUUAUAAUUUAUAUAAAACUUUGUUUUUUAAGUUUUUUUCACCAUUUUCUUCUUUAAUAAUCAUAAAUAUGCCCUAUAAGAUGACACUUUCAGUUUAAUUGUUGAUUACUAAUAAUGCCAAUAAUGUUUUUUGAUUAACUUGUUAAGUUUUAUUGAUAGCCAGUUUGGUUCCAUAAUAUGGGUUUUUAGAAAUAUUUUACAAGUAUAUUUUAUUUAUUAGUGAUGAAUGUUAUUUUUUUGAUAAAGCAGGUGCUUAGAUUUUGUAAUUCAUUAUUGAUAUUAUUGCAAUCAUAUUUGUAAGUCAUUACUUAGAAAAGAAAACAGUAUCAUCGUUAAAAGAAUAUAAUUCCUAUAAUUAUAAUUAUAAUUAAGGAAUAAGGGGAAGCAUGUUGAUGUUGGUCCCAAAUAUUCCCUUGAUGAAUUCCACAUGAUAAACCUUGCAAUUCAGAAGUAUAUUCUCAAUUACUUUUGUAAUAUGAGCUUGGUGUAUGGUAGUGAUUUCUCUCUACAUUCCUCAAAAUAGUAGUUUGUGUAUUUUUAUAGCAUUCUGUCUUUGAGAAAUUUUUUUAUCAUUUCUUUUUAGCAUGCAUUUAUUAUGCUAUAUGUGAGUCAUGGUUAAUCUUUUAUAUUGGAUGUUAAUUUAACACUCCCACCCCCACUUGAACUAAUGCAUUCGAUACAUUAGUUCUUUCUAUUCUUAUAUUUAGCAUUUAUAUUUAUUAAAUGACCUGGUUGUUUCUUUGGGGGUUUUUCUAUUGAGAGAUUCUUUUAACAAAGUAUGUUUGAGAUUGUAUCAGUAAUUACCUGUUCAAUAUGAAUGUUGUGACAUGAAAACUUUUAUGUCAUUGGUUCUGGUGGAGGUUGAUUAUGUUUUUCUUUUCAUUCUUGUAAUUCUUGAUCAAUGUUCCUCUUUUGUAGGAUUUGUCACUAAAGAGGUCAAUGGUCCUAGUAGAGGUUGAAUGUUUUCCUUUUCAUUCUUGGUCGUGUUCCUCUUUUGUUAUGUUUCUUUGACUUUGUCUUACAGAAUUUUAUAGCUUCUUUUUCCUUGGGUUACAUUUGCAAGGGUCUGAUAAAUAAUUUUUAGGUGCAUUGAUAAAGUAUGUUUUUUCAGGAUUUUUAAUCAAUUAUGUACAAUAAGUCUAAAAUGGAAAAAGCAAUUAAAAAGGGCACAGGAAAAUAAUAAA